AUGGAGCUCAGUACUGCGUUUGAGAAGUUUGUGAGCGAACUUCCAUUUUAUUUCCAAGUCCAGUUUGUGAAUGGAAAAGUUAUAAUGAAUGAACAAUGUGACGAACACUUUAAGUUUUUGAAAUUGCAACGUUUCCAUUUAUGGGUCGACAUUCUGUUUUACACACUUUCACUUCACUGCCCUCUUCUGCUUUGCAUGGUAGAAAAAGGUACCAAGGUGUCAAAAUAUGUAUCAUCUUAUGAUAUUUGCUUGCGGACGGUCAAAUUUAGUUUGGCUAUGCGACAAAAGCUGCUUCAUGAUGACUCGAAUCUCGUGGGUCCAGCCACGACACGUGAUAUGAUUGCCUCCUUCCGAUGGUUUAACACGGUGGUUGUAGCAGGGCUACUCUUGGUGAUCAGUCCUAAAGGACCUGAUGCAGCUCUGCUUCGCUCAUACCUCCAUGAAUUUAUUGAACGUCGUGAAAAGCAGCGUGGCCAAGGCCGUGAUGCCAUGCUGGAAAAAGACAUAUCUAUAAUUCGAUCUUUCCUGCUCCAGGCGGACGAAAAAGCGGCCACUGAGUCAGAGAAGUCCGAUAUUGCUUCUUCGGUCUCCAGUGAGAGCAACAGUCGCAAUGUUUCCGAAAUUCUCCACACGGCCCUGCCGUUGGAGUCGGCUGUGCCCCCUGUCUCUGGGUCUUCUACUACUACCGGCAUGGAGAGCGUCUCAGGUGGUAGUCCUUGGUGUACUGGAGAAACUGGUGCUGCUAUGAACUCCAAUGUUUUGGCGUCCAAUCCCUAUCCAUGGUCCUUUUUGAGUCAAGGUGUUCUGGACCCAUCUAUGACUGGCAUCUCGUCGGAAAUGGAUACGACCGUGUCUCCCCUUUCCGUGUCGAACAAUCCAGUAUCGCCUACGUCUAUGCCGCCCUAUGUCACGUCGCUUAAUUUAGGAUCUAUGUAUCGCAUUCCUACUACGCACAGCACGGAUGGCCUAUCUCAACAGACUUUGAUGCCUAUUUGGCCUAUGAAUGCAGGCUAUAUGCCUAACGCAUCACAAGCAUUCGAAGUGGAUUUUGCGCAUCAAAACCAAGACACGCAAGAACUGUUGAACCUAUGGUAA
Molecule: messenger RNA, 1095 nt
Organism: Malassezia pachydermatis
Lineage: Eukaryota; Fungi; Basidiomycota; Malasseziomycetes; Malasseziales; Malasseziaceae
Exons: 1
Coding region: 1-1095 (364 amino acids)
Source: RefSeq, a predicted model, not a curated record